UAUAAAUGCCAGUGCGGGAGUGUGCUGACCUUCCGGGUCAGACUGCAGACCAUGUUUCUCCUCACUCCGGUGCUGGUAGCGGUUGUCUGCAUCUUGAUUGUGUGGGUCUUUAAAAACGCCGAUAGGAGCCUGGAGAGGAAGAAGGAGGAGGCUCAAGCUCGCCCCUGGGCAGAUGAAGACUUGAAAGACAGCACAGACCUCCUUCAAGUGGAAGAAGAUGCUGAUGAAUGGCAGGAGUCAGAGGAGAGUGUGGAGCAGAUCCCGUUCUCUCACACCCGGUACCCAGAGCCGGAAAUGAAGAUGAGAUCCCAGGAGUUCUACGAACUCCUUAAUAAGAGACGCUCUGUCAGGUUCAUCAGCAGCGAGCAAGUCCCAAUGGAAGUCAUUGAGAAUGUCAUAAAGGCAGCAGGAACAGCGCCAAGUGGGGCCCACACAGAGCCCUGGACCUUUGUGGUGGUAAAGGACCCAGACGUGAAGCAUCAGAUCCGAGAGAUCAUCGAGGAGGAGGAAGAGAUGAACUACAUGAGGAGGAUGGGAGACCGGUGGGUCACAGACCUUAAGAAACUGAGAACCAAUUGGGUUAAGGAGUACCUGGACACCGCCCCGGUUCUGAUUCUCAUUUUCAAACAAGUGCACGGUUAUGCUGCAAAUGGAAAGAAAAAGGUCCACUACUACAAUGAGAUCAGUGUGUCCAUUGCCUGUGGCAUCCUGCUGGCUGCGCUGCAGAAUGCAGGGCUAGUGACAGUCACGACCACGCCCCUCAACUGCGGUCCUCGUCUGAGGCUGCUCCUGGGCCGUCCCUCACAUGAGAAGCUGCUGGUGUUGCUUCCUGUGGGGUACCCCAGCAGAGAGGCCACAGUGCCUGACCUCAAGCGGAAAGCUCUGGACCAGAUCAUGGUGACAAUAUAAUCAGUUGCCCCAUAAUGGGAUGACACUUGCUUCCCCGCUCUGGGUCUGCUGGCUUCUCUUGCUCUCUGAGUCAGGUCUGCUCUGCACACUGGUGAACAAGAAACGAACUUCUCAUGUCAUGAAAUCUUUCUGCACUCUCUAGAACUUUCUGUCCAGUAAGUACUGUUUUUGAUGAACUGUUUUAGUGAACACAGGGCACUAAAGAAGCAUGCACACCUUAACCUCUACAAAAUUGGAGGCGAUUAUUUUCAUUUACUUAGAAAAUUCAUGUAUAGAAGAUAGAAGUCACAUUUGAAAGUUUCCUAUAGCUCCAAGGAUUACCUAUACAAUGAUUUAUAAUUUAAAUGUUUACUAAUCAUGUGGUCUUUCGGCCCUUUGCUUUCUGGUGGCUUUGAGACUAUGAAUGUGCUAUUGAGACCUAUUCUGUUAUUGGACUUCAUGGAAAUAAAAUCCUGAAUUAAAACCA
Myodes glareolus (Bank vole) is the source of this 1375-nucleotide messenger RNA. RefSeq names its product iodotyrosine deiodinase (gene Iyd). The record is from RefSeq and is a predicted model, not a curated record. Gene Ontology annotation, molecular function: oxidoreductase activity. Gene Ontology annotation, cellular component: plasma membrane. Gene Ontology annotation, biological process: thyroid hormone metabolic process. NCBI's taxonomy places the organism in Eukaryota, Metazoa, Chordata, Mammalia, Rodentia, Cricetidae.